AUGUCAGCCCCAUCACGACCAACAGCGAAUCGGCUCUACGAUCUCUCUCCCAAUGUCAAAAAGCUCUUAUCCAUUGACACCUUCAAGGGCAACAUGUCAACCGAUGAGUUUAUGGAAAAGAUAUCCAGCGAUCUAAUCAGCCAAACGAAGCAGUAUAGUGGUGCAGCGGCCUUUGACCCAAAGCCUUUCAUUCGAACGUUUGAAAACGUCCUCGAGGAAUUGAAGCAACUGAGAACCCGGGUACAAGAACAAUGCGAUGAAUUGGAAAGCUCUACGCAGGCUGUUGAGCAUCAAUACAAGAAGGAUAUCGCCGACAUGCAAGGUGCUUUCCAGGAUGUUUAUCAUGCUUAUGACAGCUUGGAAACUCGUAUUGGCGACGUGGGUAACACUGCCAUCCGCAUCGGUGAACAACUUGAGACGAUUGACAAGCAACGAUCACGUGCAUCUGAGAGUCGUGAUAUCAUCGAGUACUUUAUGGAAUUUCAAGAAGGCAACUCGGAGCGUCUUAGCUUAUUAUGUGAAGGUGGCGAGGAAGGUCAACUUAAGGCCGCUGUCAUUUGUCGUCGCUUGAAUGCUGUUGCCAAGGAAGUCAAUACAGAUGUGCAGGCAAGAAUUGGGAUCGAAAAGUUCUGCGAGAGCUUUGAAAAGGAGAUGCUUGAAGAUUUCGACCGAGCCUAUCGAGAAGGUGAUGCUCGUGUGAUGGGGCAUCGAGCCAAGGUCCUUUUCGAGUUCAAUGGUGGAGCAUCAUGUGUUCAGAUGUAUGUGAAUCAACACGAGUUUUUCAUGUCAAAUCAAAAGCUUGAAGAAAUGGAGGAGCUCCGGAAAUCCGAAGACAAUUUGGACUUGUCGAAUCCCAAUGUGCCUCCACCAGAAGUAGACACCAGCCUCGUCAAGUUGUAUGAUGAUAUCCGAAUUACGGUUCGCAAAGAAGCUGGGAUCAUCUCUGCUGUUUUUCCUCAACCUGCUACGGUCAUGCAAGUGUUUCUUCAACGCGUGUUUGCGCAAUCGAUACAAAACCAUAUUGAGCUGCUAUUGUCACGAGCUGAGCGCUAUUCACAAUUGGCGUAUUUGCGUACUUUAUCAUCGACCCAUGCCGAAACGAAGCGUCUUGUGGAGAAUCUCAAGUUUUAUUGUUCAAAAGAAGUAUCCUUGAACAGCACGGCGGAUAUGAGUGGCCUUGUCACAGCCGCUUCACCUGAAGAGGCCUUGGAUCGAUGCAUGAAUGAUCUCUUUGUACCUUACACCGAGAGUGAUCGUUACCUUUCACGGGAAAAGCUUUCAUUGAAUGAGCUCUUUGGAAGAAUCAUUGCUGAGUUUUUGAGUUACAUGCAAGAGCGAAAAAAGAAUUCGGCAAGGAAUCAAUCCGUGUUGACACGUACGCUCAAUCAAAUAUCAGCAUCAACCUCAGGCACCAUGUUAGCAGCUACUUCACCUGUUGGAGAACCAGCAUCACCCAAUUCCACCAAUCCAUUUGAAACAGCCGGCCCUGAUUUCCAAAGAAACACCAACACAACCAGUGCCAAUUUGGUCACCGUGGAUGAUGAUGGCUUCAAGCUCUUGUCGCGCGAUGCUAUUAUGCGAAUGCUCAGUAUUCAUGCCGAGGCUAUUGUGCGUUGUGUGGAGCUUACCGAUUCCCAGGAAUUACCAACAUCCAUCCAGUUUCUCUACAGCGUGCUUCUCGAUUUCAUUGGUACAAAAUACCUCGACAUUGCUUUGGACGACGUCAUUGAAGAACUUGGUAGCAAACCGGAACCCGAUACCAGCUGUUUCCCAGUGGUGGCGAACACAACCAAGGUCAUCCAACUCGUGCAAAAGCAUUUCCAGACAGCCAUUGUGCCCCUGGUGGCGAGCGCACCUUCGACUCACAGAAGCAUUCUCGGCAGCAAAAACAAGUUUAUGGGUGCUUUGGAAGGCAAAUCAAACGACGUCUUGCAAAAGGAGUUGGAUGGUAUUACUUCGUGGCUCACAGAGUUGCUAUCACGUCAAAAGCGGAACGACUUUAAGCCAAGAGAUGAGGAUGUUAUCAUGAUGAGCACUGGCACACAGCCUUGCGUGCAAAUUGUCGACUUUAUCACUCGUAUUUAUCGUGCUGCCGUCAAGUCACUACAAGGCAAGAAUCUCGAGACCUUUUUAUUCAAGAUUGGCCAGGAUUUGCAUGCUAUGUUGUUGGAACAUUUUAAAAAGUUCUAUGUGACACCCACGGGAGGAUUGCUUGUUACCAAGGACAUUGCCAAAUAUGAAGAAGUUAUCCAAAUGUUCAAGAUACCCGUCCUCAACGACAUGUUUGAUAUGCUUCGACAGCUGGGCAACAUAUUCUUAGUGAAGCCCGAGAUCCUCCGAUCCAUCUUGUCUGAAGGCUACUUGGCCCGCCUUGAUCCCAGCAUGCUCUAUCCUUACUUGGAGAAGCGCGUUGACUUCAAGAGUGCAAAAUUAGACCGGGUAUUGGGCGUAUCUGUCGAUGAGGCACCUGCACCUACUGAUAGUAAGAGCCAGAGACGUUCACUUUAUGUGAAUGAGAAUACAGUGAUCAAAGAGAUGCGCAAGAACAUUACCAACCGUGAUUUUCUUAAUCAGGAGUAUAUGGCUAUGUUUCAGAAAUAG
Messenger RNA from Lichtheimia ornata, 2601 nucleotides. RefSeq lists its product as uncharacterized. Gene Ontology annotation, biological process: Golgi to plasma membrane transport; exocytosis. The record is from RefSeq and is a predicted model, not a curated record. The transcript is spliced from 15 exons. The coding region runs from base 1 to 2601 and encodes 866 amino acids. Gene Ontology annotation, cellular component: cytoplasm; exocyst. Lineage: Eukaryota; Fungi; Mucoromycota; Mucoromycetes; Mucorales; Lichtheimiaceae.